UCUGCGUGAUUUCAAGCUCUACUAUACAGCUUGAACCAAAUUAGGCCUAUUAAUUAAUUAAUUGCCAGAGUAUUUCAGGCAGUGGUAGAAAUUGCACAGCAAAAGUGUGUGCCCGAAUCAUAAUUCUUUACGUUGAAAAACAUUUUCUCUGCAUGAACUUGCUAGUUCAAGGUCAGCAGAUGUACAACAAGGUCUUUUUCUGCACAUGGGGACAGAUAAGUUAUUCUGGGAAGUGUUCUUAUCUUAAAACUUACUACAAAUGUUUACAAAAUAGGUCAAGCCUCCCCGAAAAGAAUGCUUCAGACUAAGCAGGUGGCCGGACGCGCUUUAUUAUUCAGAAUUCCAACAUCAUGAACUCGCUUGUCAUCGUGAAACGAAAUAUUUACCGAAGUCUAUGCAUACGCAGGAAGAAGAAUAAAGAAAAGAAAAAAGAGGAAAUCGCUAACAAAAAAAGCCAUGUAAAGAUAACGAUGCUUCCUCCUUGAUAAAGGAAAGGUCCCUACCCUCGGCACGUGAAAGUAAAGCAGCUGUGGGUGAGCUUUUCCUGGAAAAAUAAGGCUGAUCAAUUCGGAACGGUGCGGAUUAAGCGAAUCAUUAGGGAGCCUAGUUGGUUUCCCCUUCGAGUUUUUCCGUUGUUUACUGCUUCGUUGGAACGACAAUUACCGACACUGAUUCGUAUCACGUCGCACGGUGGAUGGAAAUCGAUGCAGGAAGUAAAAAAAAUGGAAAGAAUGGAACGGCUGCCGUAGUGUUGUCUACAUGUACGGCACGCAAACUCAGUGUUGCCGUUGACGUUGUAGCCAGUCUCCCGUCCACCCCACAGUUAAGGAGAGGAACAUUUUCGACCGCAGCACAGAACGUGAUAUACUUGGAUUUGUGUGUCUUGUUUUUCGUUAUCCCGCCCGUGUCGAGCGCGCGGCCACCUUUCCUAGCGUCGAACUCAAAUAUCAUUCAACCCCCUGAUUCGAUAGUGGACGGAUUGUAGCUAUAGCAACAACACGAGUGUGCGUGAAAACGAAGGAAAUGGCUUUACAUUUAAGUCUAAUUGCCACAUUGAUGGCUGUCAGUCUCUGCACGAUAUGCGCAGAAAACAUUGGAUUCAACAGUGGUGUAGCGGGAGGUACUGCAGGUGGGUCGAGAGCCAAUUGGGAUCAGCAGCAACAAGGACAAUUCCGACCCUUUGGCAGUGAUAAACCAUGUUCUGUCUUAGUCAACGAAACAAUGAUGCAGAAUGACGCCCAAGUGAUCAUUGAGCGUAUCCUGAUUACGGCAGAUACGAUGGGCAACAGCUUUUCCUCUUCGUCGUUUACGGGUGGAUCCAACCAACAACUAGACACAUGGGCAGCGCAGGCUUGUGGGCAAAUGCAAAACAUUGUCGGCUACUUGAAAUCGGCCUGCCAAUUCAGCAUCAGUGCUAGUUCCAUAUCCAGCACUAGUAGUACCAGCCAGACGGAACUGGUGGCCCAGAAAAAAUUAGGCGCCAUGAAUGCGGCCAAGGAAUAUCUCUGUUCCAACAAUCAAGUUAACCUUAAAGAAUUGGCCAUGAAUAAUGGAGCGCAGUGUGCCCGUAAAACUGACUUGAAUGAAUUCGGUUGCAACGUUCAGCAAGGAGCACAGCCUACCUUUGUGCAAAUGUUGCCGUCACCGAAUCGACAGACUUUGAAAUAUGGGACGUCCAUUAUUCUUAGCAUGAAUAGCUACAAUAACGACGAUUGCAAAUACGUUGCAGAAGUAACCAAUUGCAUCCUGGACAAAUAUACGCGUGGAACGGAUUUUUGUAGUUCACGGGCAUCGACGCACUUUGGCCGUAUCUUUGAUGUGAUGCUUCAAGGUGUACAGUGCAAAACGGGUGGCUACUCUACGUUCAACUCUUUUGACAGCUCCAAUAGUUUCAACAACAAUCCGGCCUUCAAUCGUUUCCCUAGCGGCAGCAAUUUGCCUAACAACCAAAAUAAUUUCGGCUCAAAUAGUGGCAGUUUUCCUCAAAAUUUUCCUCAGGGAUCAGCAGACAGUAAUGGCUUUAAUGGACAAGGUAUCAAUAAUUUCGGCAUGAACUCUGGAGGUAACUGGCCACAAAAUCAAAAUGGAUUCGGAAUGAAUUCUGGAAGUAACUGGCCACAGCAAAAUCCAAAUUCUUUUGGAAUGAAUUCCGGAAGUAACUGGCCCCAACAAAAUUCGGGACAAGGUUCCGGUACAUUUGGACAGAGCUCCAAUAAUCAAGGUCAAAACUCGUUCCAAUCAAGUGGAACAAUUCCACCAUACAAUCGGAGGCCUUACAACAGCGGAAACGCCAUCCAGGCUACCAUGACUAUGGUUGUUUCAACCAUUUUUGUCGCGUGUUUGGUUCCUUAAAUUAUAUAUAUAUUUUUUUUUCUUUACUUUCGCACCACACGAUCCCAUGCCCAAAUGCGGAAAAAAGCAGCUGUCCUUCAUCCCACAGUAGCAUUUGAUAAAAUUCUUUUAAUAAUAAAAAUAUUUGCUGCACUUUCAGUGACAGUACAGCACAAAAAAAUGUAAGUAGUUAGUAUUUCCGUUACACAGUUGGGAUAUGUAUAUUUAGUUUCUCUUUGAAUAUAAAAAAAAUUU
Daphnia magna is the source of this 2586-nucleotide messenger RNA. Its product is annotated as probable cyclin-dependent serine/threonine-protein kinase DDB_G0292550. Lineage: Eukaryota; Metazoa; Arthropoda; Branchiopoda; Diplostraca; Daphniidae. The record is from RefSeq and is a predicted model, not a curated record. The transcript is spliced from 11 exons. Bases 1024 to 2352 code for a protein of 442 amino acids.